AUGUACCAUGAUGAAUAUAAUGUGAUAAUUCAUGUUGGAAAAGAUGAAAACGUGAAAACGUUUCAGGCUCAUUCGUUGAUCUUAAGGGCUAGAUGUAGUUACUAUAAAACUGCUCUAUCAGAACAAUGGGCCAGGAAAGAAGGUGAUUCCAAAGUAUUAAAACAACCUAAUGUUACUCCAAAGGUUUUCGAAAUCAUUCUCAAAGAUAUAAUGGAAGUGCUAGAAAUAUUAGCAGCUGCUGAUGAAUUAUUACUCACAGAUCUAUUGGAUUUCAUUCAAGAUCAUUUAAUAGAAACAAAAUCGGAUUGGUUACAUUCUUAUAUCUUGAAAGUCUAUCAGGCAACAUUAUCGCAUGAUUCUUCCAUUCUACCUGAAGAAUUAGAAGAUGAUAUAGUAAGAUGUCAUUUGAAAGUUGGUAGUAAACCUACGUUCGAAGAUGCAAAGAUUAGCAGGGUUAGUAGAUAUAAUUAUGCUAUCACCAUGAAAGACGAAAGUUACGGUCCUUGUUUUGGGGAUAAAGAUCUUUGGAUGCAGGGUGAUUUUAGUCAGCCUGAUAGUUGCAGUUCUAAAGAAGACGAUUAUGAGACUUGGAUCACCAAGCAUCGAAAAUUUUCCAUUUCUGAAUAUGAAAAUUCACAAAAACGAGAUUUAAAUUUAAAUGAUAACUCUAACGCUAUUAGAUAUGUUUAUAAUAAUAAGAGAAAUUUUAUUCCAGAAAGUGUUAAACAAAAUGAUGAGAAAAGACAAUAUCCAAUUUCUGUAUGUGCUCAUGGUGACGCUAAUUUUGAAGUCAAUGACUCUACGUUAAAUCAUAUCUGA
Messenger RNA from Dentiscutata heterogama, 819 nucleotides. The record is from the annotation of a GenBank genome assembly. NCBI's taxonomy places the organism in Eukaryota, Fungi, Glomeromycota, Glomeromycetes, Diversisporales, Gigasporaceae.